Ctenopharyngodon idella (grass carp) is the source of this 2123-nucleotide messenger RNA. It is a transcript of the gene setdb2, whose product is annotated as SET domain bifurcated histone lysine methyltransferase 2. The coding region runs from base 127 to 2004 and encodes 625 amino acids. Lineage: Eukaryota; Metazoa; Chordata; Actinopteri; Cypriniformes; Xenocyprididae. Gene Ontology annotation, biological process: negative regulation of gene expression; heterochromatin organization. The transcript is spliced from 12 exons. Gene Ontology annotation, cellular component: nucleus. The record is from RefSeq and is a predicted model, not a curated record. Gene Ontology annotation, molecular function: histone H3K9 methyltransferase activity; zinc ion binding; protein binding.
AGCUUCGGUUUGACUGAAUCGGUUUGAAGAAUCAAAUCACAUGUGGAUGAUUCUUCAGUGAUGCCGCGUUGUUUCAUUCACUUUAAUGAAGUCGUUUAACUCAUCUGAGGAUCUGAACUGAUCGAGAUGAUGAUGGAGUGUGAAAUCGAGCGAGCGAAGAUCUUCUGGGAGGAAGUGGAUGUUGAUGGAGAGUUUGAUGAGCUGAUGGAGGUUCUUUCACGUUUAAGAGAUGCGAUCAGACACAACACUGCGACAGACAGAGAGUAUGUUCAUGCCAUGAAGAUCAUUCUGGAGUCUAAACUGGUCGUCCUCAGGAACGAAGCCUUCGAAGAGGUGCUGAUCGAUGAAGAUAUUCUGACCGUGACCGUGUCAGAGUCUCAGUGUUCUCCCGAGAGUUUGAGGAACGGCGUGGAGACGGAGGACGUCCUGCAGAAAGACAGCUCACGACUCUCCAGAGACGUGGAGUCGAGCUCAGACUACAGUCAGAUGUCUUCAGCCAGCAGAAACGACGGCGUGAGUGGUCAGGAUCCGACGCUGCUUCUGUCUCCUCUGAGCUUCUGUUCUGAAGAGCCGAGGUCUCCCGUCCCGCUCGUCUACCAGCCGCACGACUGCAGCCCGGCGUGUGUCCCGCAGCUGCCCGCUCACGCCGACCGCUUCCUGGGCCACAACCCGCUGCGAGUGCCCAUGCUGUGCCAGUUCCAGCGCCACUGCGUUCGGGUUCGAGCCGCCAGUGGCGAGCAGGAGGACGAGUGUGACGCGCAGGACGUGAUUUACAAAGCGCCGUGUGGGCGGGGCCUGCGCUCCAUGGAGGAGGUGCUUCAGUUCCUGCUGCAGUCGGACACUCUGGGCGUGUUGCAGCCGAACAAUUUCAGCUUCAAUUCGCAGGUUUUUCCGGAACAUCCGGCACGAGCUCCCGCCUCGUCUGCGCUUCUGUUCGAGCGAGACCUCAGCCACGGGAUCGAGCCGGUUCCCGUGCCGCUGUUCAAUGAGGUGGACGGGACACGCCUGAAAGAGUUUCGCUACCGCAAAGAGCGCUGGCCGCACGGCUGCUUCCUCAGUGCAGCGCCGUUUUUCACAGCGUGCUGCGACUGCGAGGACGGCUGCGCAGAUGAUCAGAGCUGCGCUUGUGUUCAGCUGACGGUCAGAGCCGGAGGACACGGUCAUGCUUACAGACACCAGCGACUGAGCGAGCCCCUGAGUGCAGGGUUGUUCGAGUGCGGCCCGUGGUGCAGCUGUAAAAAGAGCCUCUGUCAGAACCGUGUGGUCCAGAAGGGGCUGCGGGUGCGGCUGCAGGUGUUUCGUACGCUGGACCGCGGCUGGGCCGUACGCUGCUCUGACGACCUCGACAAGGGAACCUUCAUCUGCAUCUAUGCAGGCGUCGUCCUCAGACUGGAGCAGAGCGCGGAGGAGCCGCCGGAUCUCCGCAGCAGAGAGGCGCCCGUGUCCGACGAUGAGGUGGAGGUGGUGGAGGAGUGGACGCUUCCCACAGGCCCUAAGGAGACGGUCCCUGAGAUGCUGGACUGCUCUCCUCCGCUGUAUGUUCCUGUGAUCCAGAGACCUGCGGAUCAGAGUCCAGGCGCUCCGCUCACGGACCAGCAGCAGUCACAGGACUGCAGUGAGACAGAGCGUGAGAAGUGCGAGGAGGUGUUGAGUAAGAAGCCCAGAUUAGCACACACCGGAUCGAACGGACACAACGACAGAGCUGACAUCACGUCACACACGCAUCAGAGACUCAAACAAGACAAAAUGUAUUACCUGGAUGCCUCUAAAGAAGGAAACGUGGCCCGAUUCAUCAACCACAGCUGUGAGCCGAACCUCUUCAUCCAGAACGUCUUCGUCGACACACACGACCCACAAUUCCCUCUCAUCGCCUUCUUUACAAACAGGUCAGUUAAAGCUGGAACUGAACUGACCUGGAACUACUCGUACACACCGGGCAGUGACCCGGAUCACGAGGUGAGCUGCCGCUGCGCCAGCACCACCUGUCAAUCACUCGUCAUCUGACACGCCCAGUUCUGUCUCAUCAACUUCUGCAUUUCCUGAAUGAAACCGGAUGGUUAUUGUUCUUCUUUGAGGGUGUUUUUAUGCAGCAGCUGAAGCUAAAAUAAAGUUGAGUCAAGCAA